This is a messenger RNA of Aplysia californica (California sea hare), 1100 nucleotides long. RefSeq names its product PDZ and LIM domain protein 1. The transcript is spliced from 3 exons. The record is from RefSeq and is a predicted model, not a curated record. Gene Ontology annotation, cellular component: stress fiber; filamentous actin; adherens junction. NCBI's taxonomy places the organism in Eukaryota, Metazoa, Mollusca, Gastropoda, Aplysiida, Aplysiidae. Gene Ontology annotation, biological process: actin cytoskeleton organization; muscle structure development. Gene Ontology annotation, molecular function: actin binding; muscle alpha-actinin binding. The coding region runs from base 262 to 612 and encodes 116 amino acids.
CACGCGCACACUUCUAAACAAACGCACGACGUCUCGCUCACCAGCAAAUCUAGUCUCCAUUCCUUCUCCAAACCUCAGAGAAAGUGGUUGUUCGCGCUAGCAGCGUGCUUUACGUAAAUUACCAAAACUUCUGGAAAGUUCUUUUCGUAAACAGAAUAACGUUGUCUGUCAUAGUUUUCUGGUGGCUUCCUGCUAUCGUGAAAUUUUUAAGGAUUUAAACUCGACCAUUCUUCGGACAUAUCUGUAACAGAACUAUCUACCAUGACUCAGACAGCGGUCCAACUUCAAAGGCACCCCGGAGCCUCAUGGGGGUUCAGACUUCAGGGUGGCAGAGAUUUCUCCUCUGAGCUCAGCGUGAAAAAGGUCCAGCCAGGCAGUCCUGCUGAUGGCCAUCUCAGACCUGGAGACCAGAUCGUGGCCAUAGGACACCAGCCAACCAGUGGACUUACACACAUGCAGGCUAAUGGACUCAUCAAAAGUGCGGGAAAUGUUGUUCAGUUCACCAUCAUCAGGGGCCCAUCGACAGAUUUCUCUCACAUUAAGCCCAAGGGCCCGGUCAAGUUCUCUCCUUGGAAGUACAACCAGCAGCAACAGCAGCAGAACCACUACUGACCACCCCACGAUGACUUAUGACCCAACACUCGCCAAGUGUCACAGAUCAACGUGCCCUAACAACUGACCAUGAAAACUAUUUUGAAAACGAGCGGUACUUGAGAUGCAAUGCUGGCAUUUUGAUGGGGCUAUAAAAGAACUGAAUGUAAUUCAUUUUGCUUUUUAAAAACAGAAACACACAAAGACUCAGACAUUGCUACCUUGGUCGUUUUGAAUUACUAAUUCCAUGAGGUCAGAAAACAGAUUUUCUGUGUACUCUAUCAAAAACGUAAGAUUAUUCUUCGAAGUCGUUAUCAAGAUAUUCCAAGAAAUAAUUGCAUUCGGAAAAGCUUGACAUUUUGUGAAACUCAAAAUGUUUAACAUCAAAUUUCUCAAAACUAGGUUCUCAAAAGAUAGAACGUAAGGUAGCGACUUACGCACACACACAUACACACACAUACAUUCACACACAUAGGCCUACAUACAUACACACUCACACACUCACACAC